CGCGGCGAAAGCUUCCGCGGGGUGGGGGCUCGCGGCGGAGUGGAGCUCGGCCCGGAAUCCCUCUCUGCCCGGCUCCGGUCAUUCACAGAAUCAAAAUGGUUGAAGCAGAUCGUCCUGGGAAGCUGUUCAUUGGGGGCCUGAACACAGAGACUAAUGAGAAAGCCCUUGAGGCUGUAUUUGGCAAAUAUGGACGCAUUGUGGAAGUCCUUUUGAUGAAAGAUCGGGAAACAAACAAGUCCAGAGGAUUCGCGUUUGUCACAUUUGAGAGUCCAGCAGAUGCAAAGGAUGCUGCCAGAGAUAUGAAUGGAAAGUCAUUAGAUGGGAAGGCAAUUAAAGUGGAACAAGCAACCAAGCCAUCCUUUGAAAGUGGUGGUAGGCGUGGGCCGCCACCCCCUCCCCGAAGCAGAGGUCCUCCCAGGGGCCUUAGAGGUGCAAGAGGCGGAAGUGGCGCGAGAGGACCACCUUCAAGAGGGAGUCACUUGGGGUCUUCUCGGGGGCCACUUCCCAUGAAGAGAGGUCCACCUCCACGAAGUGGAGGCCCUCCACCUAAAAGAUCUGCACCUUCAGGACCAGUGCGUAGCAGUAGUAUGGGAGGAAGAGCUCCUGUGUCACGUGGAAGAGAUGGUUACGGUGGUCCUCCACGCAGAGAGCCAAUGCCAUCACGGAGAGAUGUCUACAUGUCUCCAAGAGACGAUGGCUAUAGCACUAAAGACGGUUAUUCAAGCAGAGAUUAUCCCAGUUCCAGGGAUACCCGUGACUAUGCACCACCUCCCCGAGACUACGCGUAUCGUGAUUAUGGUCAUUCCAGUUCACGUGAUGAAUACCCCUCCAGGGGAUACAGUCUUUCCUCCUAUAGUGAUCGUGAUGGAUAUGGUGGUGGACGUGACAGAGACUACUCAGAUCAUCCAAGUGGAGGCUCCUACAGAGAUUCAUAUGAGAGUUACGGUAACUCACGUAGUGCUCCACCUGCUCGAGGGCCCCCGCCAUCAUAUGGUGGAAGCAGUCGCUAUGAUGAUUACGGCAGCACACGAGAUGGAUAUGGAAGCCGAGAAAGUUACUCAAGCAGCAGAAGUGAUGUCUACUCAAGUGGCCGUGAUCGUGUCGGAAGACAAGACAGGGGUCUUCCCCCAUCCAUGGAAAGGGGCUAUCCACCUCCUCGGGAUUCUUACAGUAGUUCAAGCCGCGGGGCACCCAGAGGUGGUGGCCGUGGUGGAAGCAGAUCUGAUAGAGGUGGAGGCAGAAGCAGAUACUAAAAACACUCUUAAACUUUUGGACCAAGACAGAUAAUUUCUCAAAUGUGGGAGCUGUUCUAUCUUUACUACCAGAGGACUACUAAAAGGAAAAGUUGUUUUUAACCUUUUUUUAUUGUUGCCUGUUAAGUUUUCCCCUCCAUGACUUUUAUGCUUUUGUGAGAAAAAGUUAAAACAAUGUUUAAUAUCAUUUCAAAAUUGUUAACAUUUCUUUCAGAAAGCAGAUGUUAAAUGUAUAAGCUUGAGCUGUGUACUAGUGUUGUAAUUUUCAAAGUAAAGUUUCCCUGAAAUGCCA
Catharus ustulatus (Swainson's thrush) is the source of this 1545-nucleotide messenger RNA. RefSeq names its product RNA binding motif protein X-linked (gene RBMX). The record is from RefSeq and is a predicted model, not a curated record. The transcript has 9 exons. NCBI's taxonomy places the organism in Eukaryota, Metazoa, Chordata, Aves, Passeriformes, Turdidae. The coding region runs from base 96 to 1253 and encodes 385 amino acids. Gene Ontology annotation, molecular function: RNA binding. Gene Ontology annotation, biological process: positive regulation of mRNA splicing, via spliceosome. Gene Ontology annotation, cellular component: spliceosomal complex.